GGGGUGUGACGUGGAGAGCAGUCAGGUCUGCAGGAACAGAGUCGGAGUUAAACUCACUCCACAGUUUUUACGGAGGGCUGUCCGGGACUGGGCUUUACGGACCGAAUUUGAAUACGCGCCGUUACUCACCUGAAACUUCCUGAGAAUCACAGGAAAUAACCGGGGAGCAGCACCGAGCGGACCGGGGCACAUGGAAACGCUAUGUAGCUGGAAAUACGGCGGUGGACUUCAUCACAGUUUCGCUCGAGAAGAGGCGAAGUUAGCUGCGAGAUAAACAUGCUCACCCCGAUACUGGCCUCCCUGCUGCUGCCUCUUCUCCUUCUCUGUCGGAUUUCUUUCUGCCAGUAUUCAAGCGACCAGUGCAGCUGGAAGGGCAGUGGUCUGACCCAUGAAAGCCACGCCAGGGAUGUGGAGCAGGUGUACCUCCGUUGCUCCCAAGGCUCUCUGGAGUGGCUCUAUCCCACAGGGGCCAUCAUCGUCAACCUGCGGCCCAACACAGUCUCCCCCGCCGCAGCCCGCCUCUCCGUCUGCAUCAAACCCUCUGCAGACUCCGGCGGCACCAACAUCUACCUGGACCGCAACGGCAAGCUGCGGUUACUGCUGCGUGAACAGGACCAUGCUCAGGGCAAGGUGCAGUGCUUCAGUAUCCAGGAGGGGGCGCUCUUUAUCGAGGCCGUCCCGCACUUGGACAUCAGCCGUCGCAUCACAGAGUUCCAGUACGAGCUGGUCAGCGACAGGCUGGGACCAGAUGCACAGUCACUGGAAGAACCCUGUCAUCCCUGCAGCGACACUGAGGUGCUCCUCGCAGUCUGCACCAAUGACUUUGUGGGCCGGGGCAGCAUCAGGAGGGUGGAGCAGGAAGAGGAGCACUCGACAGUCGCUGUGGAGAUCAGCCGCCUCUACAGACAGAAGAUCCACGUCUUUGCAUCUGGGGGUGUGAGGGUGAGGAGGUGGACUGGCAGCAUCAAGAUGCCCCCGCAGUGUGGGGUGAGGGCUGGGGAGGGGGAGUUCCUCUUCACCGGGACUGUGAGGUUUGGGGAAGCCUGGAUGGGUUGCGCCCCACGCUACAAAGACUUCUUGCGGUUGUAUAACGAGGCAGAGCAGCAGGGGACCAACCCCUGUCAUGUGGAGACGGACUGAGGGGUUUACCUGCCCACUCUUGGAAAAAUGACAUGUCCUCAACUGUGUGGUGGGGGGGGGGGAGAAAGAGCAGAACCAAGCGUUCAUGCUAAGGAGAGAGAGAGGCCGACAGACUGGCCCGGAGCCUCUCUCUUCUCCUGCUGUCAUGUGACUCUUCGGAGACAAAGACUGGAGCUUCUGAAUGUUGCCAAGCAGCAUGCUGGAUGAACUCCCUCUGAAAAGUCAAACGUGAUGCAACAAGGAAUGUGUCCGGACUGCCUUUCUCGCAGACAAAGGAACUCCCAGGAUUUAAAUGUAGCAAACCCUCAUUUGGUUUUUAUUUGUAUAAAAUGUGAAUGAACAUUGUAUAUUUUGGAGCUCUGUGUGCUUUGUAAAAUAGCUUGAUGUACAGUUUUGAAGUUAUUUCUUAUGACAGAAAUGUAUAAAGUAAAAGCCUUUUUAUUUUGUUUAAAAUAUGAUCCCCAAUUUUAAUGCCUGAACUCGUGGUGUUUUUUUUUUCAGGCCGUACAAUUAAAGAAAAAAACCCUAAAAAAGCAAAAACGUUUUUUUGCCUUUUGAGAAUAAACGUUUUUAUUCCCUG
Messenger RNA from Notothenia coriiceps (black rockcod), 1720 nucleotides. RefSeq names its product meteorin like, glial cell differentiation regulator a (gene metrnla). Gene Ontology annotation, biological process: energy homeostasis; positive regulation of brown fat cell differentiation. Gene Ontology annotation, molecular function: hormone activity. The coding region runs from base 277 to 1140 and encodes 287 amino acids. Lineage: Eukaryota; Metazoa; Chordata; Actinopteri; Perciformes; Nototheniidae. The record is from RefSeq and is a predicted model, not a curated record. The transcript has 4 exons.